Messenger RNA from Nematostella vectensis (starlet sea anemone), 2245 nucleotides. Its product is annotated as putative deoxyribonuclease TATDN2. The transcript has a single exon. The coding region runs from base 174 to 1199 and encodes 341 amino acids. NCBI's taxonomy places the organism in Eukaryota, Metazoa, Cnidaria, Anthozoa, Actiniaria, Edwardsiidae. Gene Ontology annotation, molecular function: nucleic acid binding; zinc ion binding; hydrolase activity, acting on ester bonds. The record is from RefSeq and is a predicted model, not a curated record.
AGCAAACGAUGAUUGUGAAAGUGAAAUGAAGAUAUCGUAAAUAAUGAGAUCUAAACCGAUCUAAUCAACUUGAAAGCACACCUGGCGGCUGUUCAGCUCUUACUGAGUGUGCAUAAAGGCAACCUUAUGUUCAAGCAAAGAGUAAAGAACUCAUAGAGAUUCGAAAACAUAGAAUGGAGUCGAGGAAAUGUUUUGGUUGCGGCCAAACUGGGCAUCUAAGACGUGAUUGCCCAAAUAUUGGAACUAACAACUCAGAGCCGAAAAAUACAAAGUGCUUUGCCUGUGGAGAAGAAGGACAUUUCCGAAGCUGUUGCCCAAAUGGGGCUUCAGAACGUGCCUCUGUGCGUAAUAGCAACGGAGCCCAAAGUUCAGUUCAUGCGUUUCUAGAGAGCGAGAACGAAUUCGUUGAUACUCACUGCCAUCUUGAAUAUUUAUUUGAUCGGCAAAGACACCAUGGGGGAUUUUCUGAAUAUAAAGCAAAGCACCAUUUUCCCAAGUCGUUCAAAGGAUGUAUUACAAUGUUCUGUGAUCCGGCUGCAUUUUCCUCUUUUGGAAGCUGGCAAGAUUUGGUGACGGAAGAUGGAGUCUGGGGUGCGUUUGGAUGUCACCCACACAAUUCGGAUUAUUACACCGAGACAAUGGAAUCUAAAAUCAUUGAAUGUCUUAAACAUCCGAAGGCUGUCGCUCUGGGUGAAUGUGGGUUGGAUUACUCAAAACGGUCAAAGGCCCAGCCAUCAAAGCAAGCAGAAGUAUUUGUUAGACAAAUGAAGCUAGCAGUGGAGUUAAAAAAACCUUUGAUCAUUCAUUGUCGUGAUGCAGAAGCUGACACCUUAGACCUCCUCAAGUCAAGCAUGCCAACUGAUUGGAAAAUUCAUCUACAUUGUUAUACAGGGUCUGUAGACUUUGCCCAGAAAUUUCUACAUCAGUUUUCAAACCUUUACAUAGGUUUGACAGGAAUAGUCACAUCUUCUAAUGCCAGAGAUGUGCAAAAUCUUGCUCGUCAAAUUCCACUAGACAGACUGCUUCUUGAAACAGAUGCUCCCUACUUUGUACCAUCAAAGAUUUCUAAGAGUCACAAGUGGGCCCACCCAGGCAUGGCUAUCUAUGUUGCUGAAGCGAUUGCUGACAUUAAAGAGAUUCCAUUUGAAACUGUUCUUGAGGUAGUGAGAAACAACACAAAACAUAUUUAUGGUAUAUGAUCUUAUUAUUUUAUUUCAAAAUAUAAUGGUACUUGUUUAUGGUGUGUUUAUCUUUAAAAAAAUUAUUCGCCAAAAUGUUACUAUGAUUUAAUUAACUGUAAAUAAUUUUAGCUAUAGAUAUUCAGUAUCAUUAUUGUAACCAGCUGCUUUGGAUUGAAAUUACUAAGAGGCUCAUAUAACAAAAUCUUCCUGCGUUUAGUGUAAGUUUAUUAAAUGUUAUGACAUAUGCGGUAAUGUUUGGAUAAGGAGAAUUAGUCCUAUUGCCACAAGAAUUUGUAUUUAGUAAUUUUUGACUAUUGAGUAAGUAGCUGGUUUGGUGAGAGUUAGCUUGUAUUGGUGUUCUUGGUUUGUGACUGACAAUUAAUACACUUCCUAUUCACUUUCUCACAUGGCAUGGUAUUAAAAGCCUUUCUUUGGUUUAUCCAUUAGAAUAUGAAUUGAUUUUAAGUAAAAUUUGAAAACCUGAAAAAGCAGCACUUAUAGAGUAUAGACUAUACCAUGAGCUAAAUUUUCAAUUUUCAAUUGUUUUUAGAUGAUUUCUGAAUAAUUUUAAUUUUCUGAUAAGACACAAUUUACACAGGACUGUAAAUAUUGAAAAUGUUAUUCAAACACAAUGGUAAAAUAUAAAUUACUGAUGCUAUCACAAGAAAAGUAAAUUAAGGAUUCACUGCAAUUUUGUCUAACCACAAUACAUUUCUACUGAGAAAUGCAUAAACCUUAUGUCUUAUAUGAUUAUUUAAAGAAUUGGCCAUCAGGAAGUCAUUCAUUACACUUAAAACCAAAUCGUUUUCCAAGAACAAGUUCCGUUGGCAUAUGAUAUGGUUUCAGCCAUAUCUUUUUGCGACAAGGGCCUACGUGACAAGGUUCAUGAAAGUAAAAUCAUAUUUCACGAAUACAGGAAGCCAAACAUUGUAAGAUGUCAACUGGAAUCUAAUAUGUUUUUUUCUAAUUUGGUGAAAUAACUGCAAAAUCUAUCUUGUAUUUUCUGAUAAAGUUAAGCUUUUGUGGGAUUUAAAUUACAUCCAAUAAAAUUGUCCUUUAUAAAA